CACACACAACUCCAGAAACUCAAGCCAUCAAGCUUUUCUUAUUUCGUUUUACCUUUUGCUUAGCCAUCAAGUCCUUAAUCUAGAGGCAUCGAACCGCAGCCGAGAAUAAGUUCCUUCCUCGGCUAACGAUUGCUUGAUAAGUCAGAUCUACAUCCACUACACCUACAGUUGCACACUUGGCCUUCUGGCCGUGUGCUGGCACGCUCCGCAUCUAUUCAUCAAGAAGGACAUUUGUUCCUUGAUCCCUCGGCUGUAUAGGCCGAGGUGAUUUUCAGAGGCAACAUCUUUUGGCACGCCCAGUGGGACCCAAGAUUACUAUUUUCUUAGUAAGGUUGAAUGCAAGGGAAGGAGGUUAGUCAACAAAAACAAGACAACCCAUACAGUGUAAACAGGGGAAAGAAGUGUCUUCGGUGUGGAGAGUCAGGACAUAAUUCAACUUUUUGUCCAUCACGGCCGAAGCUCGAUCUUACUCCAAUCAGAAUGUCACUUGAGUCAAGUGGGAAUGGGACCUCAGACGCUUCGUCGGUAGAGCAAUCAGCCGAUGAACGUAGAGCUCAAGAAGCAGCAAAGACUGCAGCAUCCGAACUAGCCGCAAGACAGGAGGCUACACAAGCAGAGGCAGCCGAUGCCGCUGCAAGGCAAGAAGACAUGAGACGAGCAACCGCUGACGCAGCCUUGGCCAGGCAAUCUACUGAAAGUCCGUCUAGAGGCUUGCCACUUAAUGCUUUUCAGAGUGCCUCGAAUAGUGUAACCACUCCCGGUGCUAUCAUCCAUGCAGCACGAGAUGGUAGAGUUAGAGAUACUGUGGAAGAUGAUUAUUUAGGGCCGGCCGGAGUGUCAGCCGAGUAUAUGUACAAAGCAUUGAAUGAAGUUUUUAAAUUGCAGACGAAUGAACUCGCUACUCGAGGAGAAAUCAACAAUAGAACGUUGGUAGAUCAGUUAGCUACUGUUUUGGGAGAGAAUACUAACCGAUCAAUCGGAGGAUUGCAAACAUCUCUUGAGCAACUGAACCAAACAAUGGCGGCUAUGGUGAAUGGUCAGAACACUUUGCAAACCUUGCUGAUACAAAAUCAACAAGGCCAACUCAACCAAGCACUUCAACCUCCAUGGCAGCAAGCUCAUGCUUAUGUUCCACAGCCACUAGCUCAGUUUCCUAUUGGUGGACAGCCGUUUCAAGCUCAACCCCAAUUUGGAAUGGCCAAUAAUUACGUGCAACAGCCGAUAAAUAACAACAACGGUUUAGGAGGACAAAAUCCACCUAGGAAUGGGUUAACAGUCGAAGAAAUAAGGAGAAUCUGUGAAGAAACUGUAGGGCCGGCUCCUAGAAGAACGGCCAGGCCAAGAUACACCAAACCAUAUCCGGAAAGGGUUGAAAACAGAGACUAUCCGAGGGGAUUCAAAUUUCCCGACUUUCUUUUAUUCAGUGGAGAUGAUUACCAAUCAACUAUAGCACAUAUUUCCCGGUUCACCGCGCGAUGUGCUGAGCAUUCUAGAGAUGACGAUUUGAAGUUGAAGUGGUUUGAGAACUCACUGACCGGCCCUGCUCAUGCUUGGUAUGUCAACUUGGCUCCUAAUUCUAUUCAAAACUGGGCCGACAUGGAAAGAGCUUUCCAUGAGCAAUUCUACAGAGCCGAACCAGAAGUCACAAUCACUGAUUUAGCAAAAAUGUAUCAAGCAGCACAUGAGUCGGCCCAAGAUUUCUUGGAUAGAUUUAAGGCUGCAAGAAACAAGUGCAGAGUUAACUUGGGGGAGCUAGAAUUUGUCCGAAUAGCUCAACAAGGUCUAAAUUACGAGUUGCGCAAGAAAUAUGAGGGAGUUGAUAUUAGAGACAUUUUUGAAUUAACCACUAGCGUGGCUAGAUAUGAGGCAAUCAUUAGAGAAGAGACUCAAGCCAGAUCAGCCUCAAAGGGAACUUAUUAUAAGAAGCCUACUGUUCAUGCUGUGGAGGCCAAUUUCCAAGGUUUGAAGGUCGAGGAAGAAGAUUCGGCCGAGAUCAAUGCUGCCGAACUAUUUGUAAACAAGCCAGUGGUUUGUAAAGCCCUUGCAAAGCCAACAAACCCAAUCAAGGAUAAACCUCAGCCGAUAACAUACCAUACCAAAGAUGGCACACCUUUAAGAUUGACACCUACCCGCACUUACACUUUUGAUAUCACAAAGGCUGACAUAAUUUUUGAUCAACUUCUUGCUGAGAAAGUAAUUAAAUUGCCAAACGGCCAUGUUAUACCUAAGGCCGAUGAAACUAGAAAUAAGUCUUAUUGUAAAUUUCACAAUUCUUGGAAGCAUUCUACUAACAAUUGUGUGGUUUACCGUGAUGCUUUGCAGGAUCUCAUCGAAAAAGGAAAGUUGAAGUUUCCAGAGACGAGCAAACCAGCUCAGCUUGUCGAUACCGACCCUUUUCCAGUCAACAUGGUAUACGUCAACUUCCCAAGAGGCCACAGGAGGAAUUGGCCAAAUAUGAACUUGUCUGAUCCUAGGGCCCGAAUGAGGUAUAUGUUUCGUGACCAGAGGAGGGAGCCAGUUUAUAAUAGUCAGGAUGAGGAUGCAUACGAUAUGACAAUGCCACCGGCUUUGAAGACCUCAUCGUCAUCUACUUCAAACCGCCGGCCAGUGCUGUGAUUCUGUGCAGCCGUUGCAACUGUGAGG
Messenger RNA from Rosa chinensis, 2643 nucleotides. RefSeq lists its product as uncharacterized. Gene Ontology annotation, molecular function: zinc ion binding; nucleic acid binding. Lineage: Eukaryota; Viridiplantae; Streptophyta; Magnoliopsida; Rosales; Rosaceae. The transcript has 2 exons. The record is from RefSeq and is a predicted model, not a curated record. The coding region runs from base 337 to 2616 and encodes 759 amino acids.